AUCACGUGAGUUAACAAUUUUGAAAACCAAGCUUUAUAUAAUAAGAUACUAAAUGAUAUUUUUUGUAAGAUCUCUUUCUAUUUAAUGAGAAUCUUCUCAAACUUUACAAGUGUAGGUUUUCCAUUUAUCUCAACCCCUUUAGUUCAAAACCCUUUAACAGGACGAGUCAUAUAAAUAAAGCAUAUAAUCGGACUUCUUAUUUUCACAGAAGUAUUAACAAUAAGAAAGAAAAUAAUGACUAUGACAAAAGCUUUUGUGAUUUUUAUUCUUGUAGCAACGUCGUUGUGCAACUCCAAUGCUUUGCCUUCAUCGGUUGUCAAUGGAUUUGGAUAUGAUUAUUGCAUUGCAAAAUGUUCAAUAACUUUUUUAGAUGAUGUAUGCAAGCCGGUGUGUAUAAGCAAGGGGUACUCAGAUGGAGGGUGUAUUGGAGGACCAAAACUUAAAUGUUGUUGUAAGAAAUGAUAGAAAUCAAUAAUCUUUAUAGUAAACUAGCGAUUUGAUAUCUUGUUUGUUCUUGGAUGAAAUAAAACUAAUCUUAUUAUA
Arabidopsis lyrata subsp. lyrata is the source of this 543-nucleotide messenger RNA. RefSeq names its product defensin-like protein 71. The record is from RefSeq and is a predicted model, not a curated record. Bases 235 to 462 code for a protein of 75 amino acids. The transcript is spliced from 2 exons. NCBI's taxonomy places the organism in Eukaryota, Viridiplantae, Streptophyta, Magnoliopsida, Brassicales, Brassicaceae.